GUGAGCGCACGCAGAGGACGCACCGCCACACGACGGCCCUCCGAGCCCUCUGAGCCCGCAGUAGCAGUGCUCGGGCACGCGAGAUCAAGAUUCAUCCCCCCGUCGUCACGCGCCGAGGAGACAUGUCCCGGCAGCGCGUCCUCCCUUCCGUUGUCGUCGUCGUGCUGACGCUGCUUCUCGCCUGGACUGCAACAGCAGCGACAACAGCAGCCGUCUCGGGUGCCGCGCAGGAUGGCAGCGAGAUGCACCCUUGUGUAGACUGUCACGCUUUCCAGUUCAUGCAACGCGCACUCAGUGAGAUGCAGCGAGCUGCCAACAACUUGAACACACAGACGGAGGCGCUGCUCGCCGGCGUAGCAGCACGAGAGCGUUGCCGCUGUGAUCUAUCCCUCCCUGUGCUGGGAGAAGACACCAAGACCUGAGAGAACUCAGGACGACCCCUGUCCCACUGCUGUAUACAUUUGUAGUUACCAUACGCCUUCUUCCGCUUCUUUCCCUCGGCCAAAAGUAUCCAAUCAUCCAACUCACUGUCCACUCUUCAAUUCCCUUUGAGCAACCUCUUACAGAUGACAUCUUGAGAUACAGUAAAACCACUCUCAUCCAUAAUCAUUCAACCAUAGUUCCUGUUACCAGCAGAGGUUAGUGGAUGUAAAUUUGUACCCGUUUAUUCGAUACGUUUAUAUGAAGGAUGGCAGAUAAGAGCCUCUUGGUAUGACGAGUUCGUUGUGACUGAUGCUGUGGCUGUGGCUAAAUAUCUAAACCACAGCCACUGCCUCGUGCAUAAUACAUGACAUAGCAUGGGGCAUCCCCGGUGUGAAUAAAUAAACUCGACAUCAGAAAUAUUUGAACCUUAUGGCGGGACCCCGGGGUCCCGAAUAAACGGAAGUCAAAAUCAUAAUUAAUUCAUUUAUUUUUGACGACUCCGCGCACAUAAACGCCGCGACCCACCUGGCGCGGUUCAUUCUGUUGUCAUGUCCUCCAAGCACAGCGAGGACGAAUGCGCAGAAGAAACAAAACUUUGAAACUUUGAUUAGCACAUCGUGUAGAGCUCGUCGAGAGGAAUAGAUUUCCGUAUCGUUCACCUUCAACAACGCAGUUUAUGCAAUAG
This is a messenger RNA of Lethenteron reissneri (Far Eastern brook lamprey), 1108 nucleotides long. RefSeq names its product NELL2 interacting cell ontogeny regulator 1 (gene NICOL1). Lineage: Eukaryota; Metazoa; Chordata; Hyperoartia; Petromyzontiformes; Petromyzontidae. The record is from RefSeq and is a predicted model, not a curated record.